AUGGAGAUGGUGGAGAAGAAGAAGGUUGUCCCAUUUGUGGUAACCUUGAUCACUUCAACUCACAAUGCCAAUAUAGUUUGCAAGGGUUUUGGAAAUUUGGGACUUACAUGCUGUUCUGAGAAAGGACGUGCUGUUCGGAUGUCUGAAACCAAGCUCGAUUUUGGGAAAUUGGACCCACAAGGCAUUGAGUAUCACCGAUGGGUGACAGAUGUGGAAAAUGCAUUGACUGCUAAGGCUAUCAUCACCACUAUCCAACCACUCAAUGAAGACCUUAUUAAUCAACCAACAUCAACCAUGAAGGCACAAGCUGUCAUCAUCAUGAGGCGCCAUUUGGACCCUGCCCUACAAUGGCAGUAUAUGAAUGUCAAGGACCCUAGAGCUUUAUGGCUUGCACUUGAAGAUCGCUUUGGUAACGUUGUAGACACCCUCCCCCCGGAUCUGAAGGAGAAAUGGAACAACAUUAGGUUCCAAGACUUCAAAACUGUUGCAGAUUUCAACUUUGAAAUGCUCAAACUUCGAUCCAUGCUUCAAUACUGUGAACAAAAUGUGACUGAAGCUGACAUGCUCGAGAAAACUCUCUCCACCUUCCCAGUUCCUGCAAGGAUUCUUGCACAUUAG
Fragaria vesca subsp. vesca is the source of this 618-nucleotide messenger RNA. RefSeq lists its product as uncharacterized. The coding region runs from base 1 to 618 and encodes 205 amino acids. NCBI's taxonomy places the organism in Eukaryota, Viridiplantae, Streptophyta, Magnoliopsida, Rosales, Rosaceae. The record is from RefSeq and is a predicted model, not a curated record. The transcript has 2 exons.